Molecule: messenger RNA, 3311 nt
Organism: Propithecus coquereli (Coquerel's sifaka)
Lineage: Eukaryota; Metazoa; Chordata; Mammalia; Primates; Indriidae
Gene: FAM171B
Product: family with sequence similarity 171, member B
Exons: 8
Coding region: 107-2572 (821 amino acids)
Source: RefSeq, a predicted model, not a curated record
CGCGAGGGGGAGCGAGCGAGCGGGCGCAGCCGGGAGCCCGCAGCCCUGGCGCCCGCCGCCGCCCGGAGCCCCGCAAUAUGCCGCCGCGGCCCGCUGGCUCUCGGCCAUGGCGAGGCUCUGCCGGCGCGUCCCCUGCACCCUGCUCCUCGGCCUGGCCGCCGUGCUCCUGAAGGCGCGGCUGGUCCCCGCGGCCGCCAGAGCCGAGCUGAGCCGCUCCGACCUCAGCCUCAUCCAACAGCAGCAGCAGCAGCAGCAGCAAAAGCAGCGGGAGGAGGCUGAGGAGGAAAGGCCAGAGGUGCCUGGGGCAUCCUCCACCUUGACUGUUCCAGUGUCUGUAUUUAUGCUGAAAGUCCAGGUGAAUGAUAUCAUCAGUCGUCAGUACCUGAGUCAAGCAGUUGUAGAAGUGUUUGUAAACUACACGAAGACGAAUUCCACAGUAACUAAAAACAAUGGUGCAGUGUUGAUAAAAGUACCCUAUAAAUUAGGACUCAGCUUAACUAUUAUUGCUUACAAAGAUGGCUACGUGUUGACCCCUCUGCCUUGGAAGACUGGAAGAAUGCCAAUAUAUUCAUCAGUUACACUUUCACUGUUCCCACAAAGCCAAGCAAAUAUAUGGCUAUUUGAAGACACUGUUUUAAUUACUGGAAAAUUAGCUGAUGCCAAAUCUCAACCAAGUGUUCAGUUUUCAAAAGCCUUAAUUAAACUUCCUGACAACCAUCACAUUAGCAAUGUUACUGGCUAUCUUACAGUUCUACAACAAUUUUUGAAAGUGGACAAUUUCCUGUAUACAACUGGAAUUACUCUCAAUAAACCAGGUUUUGAAAACAUUGAAUUGACUCCUCUUGCUGCAAUAUGUGUGAAAAUAUAUUCAGGAGGAAAAGAAUUAAAGGUGGAUGGCUCUAUUCAAGUUUCUCUUCCCCUUCUACAUACAAAUGAUGUAAGUGCAGGGGAUCGAAUACCCGCUUGGACAUUUGAUAUGAACACAGGUGCUUGGGUAAAUCAUGGCCGGGGAAUAGUAAAGGAAUAUAACAGUCAUUUAAUUUGGACCUAUGAUGCACCACACUUGGGCUACUGGAUAGCAGCUCCACUUCCAGGAACUAGAGGUUCAGGUAUAAAUGAAGAUUCCAAGGACAUAACUGCCUACCACACAGUGUUUCUUACAGCCAUAUUAGGAGGAACAAUAGUCAUUGUCAUUGGAUUUUUCGCUAUACUGCUUUGCUAUUGCAGGGAUAAGUGUGGUACUCCACAGAAAAGAGAAAGAAAUAUCACUAAGCUUGAAGUUCUCAAGAGAGACCAGACGACUUCAACAACACACAUAAAUCACAUCAGUUCAGUCAAAGUUGCAUUAAAAGCUGAGGACAAGUCACAGUUACUCAACGCCAAAAACUCCUCCUACAGCCCUCAGAAAAAGGAACCGUCAAAGACAGAAGCAGAAGAAAGAGUUUCCAUGGUAAAAACUCGGGACAAUUUUAAGAUCUACAAUGAAGAUGUUUCAUUUCUGUCAGUCAAUCAAAAUAAUUAUUCGAGAAAACCAACACAGUCUUUGGAGCCCAAUGUAGGGUCCAAACAACCUAAACAUAUUAACAACAAUCUAUCUUCAUCUUUAGGUGAUGCUCAAGAGGAAAAGAGGUAUCUCCCAGGUAAUGAGGAGAUGUAUGGGCGUUCCCACAUUCCUGAGCAGCUUAUGCAUAUCUAUAGCCAGCCUAUUGCCAUCCUUCAAACAUCUGACCUCUUCUCCACUCCAGAGCAGUUACAUGCUACUAAGUCAGCUACUUUGCCAAGAAAGGGACAGUUAGUGUACGGCCAAUUGAUGGAACCAGUAAACAGAGAGAACUUUACGCAGACAUUGCCCAAAAUGCCAAUGCAUUCUCAUGCACAGCCCGCAGAUGCCAGGGAAGAGGAUAUCAUACUUGAAGGUCAACAGAGUUUGCCAUCGCAGACUUCAGAUUGGAGCCGAUAUUCGAACAGCUUACUGGAAUCCGUCUCUGUUCCUGGAACACUAAAUGAGGCUGUUGUAAUGACUCCAUUCUCAUCGGAGCUUCAAGGAAUUUCAGAACAGACCCUCCUGGAGCUGUCCAAAGGAAAGCCCUCCCCCCAUCCCAGAGCCUGGUUUGUUUCUCUUGAUGGAAAGCCAGUUGCGCAAGUGAGGCACUCCUUUAUAGACCUGAAAAAGGGCAAGAGAACCCAGAGCAAUGACACGAGUCUGGACUCUGGGGUAGACAUGAAUGAGCAUCACUCUAGUAGAAAGCUUGAGAGAGAGAAAACAUUCAUCAAAAGCAUGCAUCAACCCAAGAUCCUUUACUUAGAAGAUUUAGACCUCAGCAGCAGUGAGAGCGGAACCACUGUCUGCUCCCCUGAGGACCCAGCUUUAAGGCACAUCCUAGAUGGAGGGAGUGGAGUUAUUAUGGAGCACCCUGCGGAAGAGUCCCCGGGAAGAAAAAGCACUACUGAAGAUUUUGAAGCCAAUACAUCCCCCACUAAAAAAAGGGGCAGACCACCACUAGCCAAAAGAGAUAGCAAGACUAAUAUCUGGAAGAAGCGAGAGGAACGCCCACUAAUCCCCAUAAAUUAACUCGUAGGGUGGUUGUGUGUCUGCUGUCUCGUGCUGUCUAUUCUUGCUUCUUGUUGUAAAUUGCAGUAUGAACUUAAGAAGCUGAGACUGAGCAAUCUUAUGGUCCCUGGACAUGUCUCAAGCAGAGUAAAUAGUGAAAUGGUAAUGCAGUAAUCAGAAACAUACCAAGAGACCUAUUCUUUUCAUUUAUUUUUGGGUGAUGAAUUUGAAGUAUCCAAGUUUUCAAAAUGUAAAAUGGCAUCAAGAUAUUAUCUGACAAUGUUGCUCAGUCAACCAAUUUGGCCCUGCCUCUGUUAAGAAUAACAUAGUGAGACGUACUACUAAAGUUGCUUACAAAAAGGUUUCCUCUGCCUUGGUGACUACCCUAUGGAACAUUUAGAAAUGAAACUGUCUUCUUCAGGUAUCAUGUUCUUGUGAAAUACUAUUUCCUCCUCUGCCUCUCCUUGAGAAUUACUUGAUAAAUGUUCUGAACUGAUGUUAUUCUGGAGUUUAAUACCAAACAUUUUCUGAGAUAAACAGCAUGUGUAUUAUAUCAUCCCAAAAGUAAAUCCUACAUUCACAUAAGAUGAGCAAGAAGCUGCUUGGUCAUUAGAGAUGGAGACACCAGGUCUUUGGUUGUUUUUAGAUAUAAUUUCACAGAAUAAAUAAGAUGUUAAUUUGUUAUUUAGAAAUUUGAGAAGUGAAUGUUCUGAUACUGAAUUUUUAUUUUAAAUUUACUUUUUUUCUACCCCUCAACAAU